AUGGUGUUGAUUGCGGCUGUUUUAGGCAGUCCAAUAGUCCAUCUGCUGUCUUCUAGUUUAAACUCGGUGAAGUCGUUCGUCUUCUUCCUACAGCUGCCUUGGGAAACACGAGAUGCAAUCUGGCGAUUAUGCCUCCCGGGCCCUCAGAUAGUAGAAUUUGAUCGUCCGAUCUGUGACAAUGAACCCUGCCGUGGAUUUUGUGGGGUCCAUCAUCGCUAUCACCUCCGACUUCCUGCCCUUGCAGCUGUGUGCCAGGAGUCACGCCUGCUGGUUCUUCGAGAAUAUUACAACCCUGAGGCGGACGCCGAGAUCCCGCGACCGUACUAUCCUGCCGCAUACGAGCACGUUGUCUUCCAACCGGGAAUCGAUAUUCUGCAUUUCAACUGGGACGAAGGAGACCUGGGCGCAUACAAUCUCUGGAACGACGAGGACAACGCAAUCCCAUAUUUUUGCGCGGUGACUCGGAAAGCAGUACACAACCCGAUCUCCAUCACUGACCGACACCUCCGGCAGGAAUUCGACGAACCCUUCUUCGCCGGCAACGUUCGCGUUGCCGCACUGGACAAGUAUGCAAUGCGAGACCACUGGUUGGUUCUAAUACGGACUGUCAGUUUUGACUUCAAGGACGACGUUGAGGCGCUGCGGUCCGGGUUGUUCGGGGAAUUCGAGCUGGACCCUGUGCGCUACGUCGAUCCUUAUGACUCAGACACCCUGCACCGUUAUCAUCAGCUCUGGCAGACACAAAACCCCACUGGCAUCACCACCUGCAACACUACUGUUCCUGUCACUCCGAAAACGCCAUGGACCCGAGAGAUCCAGUAGGCGGCUGCCGCAGAGUUUUUCGCGCUUCUGGAAGAUUAUCAC
This is a messenger RNA of Aspergillus costaricaensis CBS 115574, 864 nucleotides long. Its product is annotated as 2EXR domain-containing protein. The coding region runs from base 1 to 822 and encodes 273 amino acids. The record is from RefSeq and is a predicted model, not a curated record. Lineage: Eukaryota; Fungi; Ascomycota; Eurotiomycetes; Eurotiales; Aspergillaceae. The transcript has 2 exons.